AAGUAGAAGCAAAAAGGCAUAUGCCGGGAAACGUUUGAAAUGAUGCUGUGCCUUUAUAUGCCUCUGCUUCACAAAGCGGAUAUCCCUUCUUAUUCAUCAGAUUCCUUCUCCCCUCCCCCACACAAAGAAAAAAACAAUUUUUAUCUCUAAUCAUCUUUUGCAUUCUGACGUUGUCCUGUUUUUAUUUUUAAUUUUUAUUACCACAACCAAAUCAUCAAGGGAUCAUUUGUCAACAAAAAAAAAUCAUGAACCUUUCUUCUUCUUCUUCUUCACUCUCUAUAACACCUCCUCCUUUUCUUCCUAGCACGACCAAACACACUUGUUUUUCUUCUUCUUCCUCUGCAACCACCAGGUGUUCUUUUGUUAACUCCCCUGUUUCCAUCGGUGUUUCGUCUCCCCGGAGAUUACCCAUUAGCUUGGUUCGCAAGCAAUCUAAAACUUUCUUCGGGGUGGUUUCUGCUUCGUCUGGGUCGAGGGAUAUGACGUCUGUCACUCAAGCUAGUGGGGAUGGAGACGAGGCUCCCCUUCUCGAUCCCGAGUCCUACUCCAAGCCCCGGCGUAUUGCUCUCUUUGUCGAGCCUUCCCCCUUUUUUUCUAUACAGACUUGUCUUUGCCUGCUUUGUGUUCGACGAAAUGUCUCUGUGAUCCAGUGCUGGGCUUUUGAUGCUGAAAUUUACUAUGUCUCAGGUUACAAAAACAGAUUCCAGAACUUCAUUAGGUAUCUUCGUGAAAUGGGAGACGAGGUUAUUGUUGUUACGACACAUGAAGGCGUUCCCCAAGAGUUUUAUGGAGCCAAAGUCAUUGGAUCUAGAAGCUUCCCUUGCCCUUGGUACCAAAAGGUUCCCCUCUCCCUUGCGCUUAGUCCUCGAAUUAUCUCCGAAAUUGCUCGCUUUAACCCUGACAUCAUUCACGCUUCUUCUCCUGGGAUCAUGGUUUUUGGUGCUCUGGCUAUAGCAAAAAUGCUAUCUGUACCUAUUGUAAUGUCUUAUCACACACACGUCCCUGUAUACAUUCCAAGAUACACUUUUAGUUGGUUGGUCCAACCAAUGUGGUCAGUGAUAAGAUUUCUUCACCGAGCGGCUGAUCUUACAUUAGUUCCUUCCGCUGCCAUUGGCAAAGAUCUUAUUGCAGCUGGUGCAACCGCAGCUAAUCAACUUCGACUUUGGAAUAAGGGUGUGGAUUCAGAAAGCUUCAAUCCCUGUUUCCGCUCUCAAGAAAUGCGUAUAAGACUAAGUAACGGUGAACCAGAGAAGCCUCUAGUGAUCCAUGUUGGACGUAUCGGUGUAGAAAAGAGUUUGGAGCUUCUAAAAAGUGUAAUGGACAAAUUACCUGAAGCUCGGAUUGCUUUCAUUGGAGAUGGACCAUACAGAGAGGAUCUUGAGAAGCUGUUUGCCGGAAUGCCAGCGGUGUUCACGGGAAUGUUACAAGGGGAGGAACUCUCACAAGCUUACGCAAGUGGAGAUGUGUUUGUGAUGCCAUCAGAGUCAGAGACGCUUGGCCUUGUGGUUCUUGAGGCAAUGGCUUCUGGACUUCCCGUUGUUGCGGCUCGGGCUGGUGGAAUCCCUGAUAUCAUCCCUGAAGAUCAGGAGGGAAAAACGGGGUUUCUGUUCAGCCCUGGAGAUGUGGAAGACUGCGUGACAAAGGUGAGAAGUUUAUUGAACGACAGUGAAACAAGAGACAUCAUAGGAAAAGCGGCAAGAGAAGAAACGGAGAAAUAUGAUUGGAGAGCAGCAACGACCAAGAUACGCAAUGAACAGUACAGUGCAGCGAUUUGGUUCUGGAGGAAGAAGAAAGCUCAGGUUUUGGGACCACUCAAUUGGUUGGUUAAACGACUCUUUCCUGUGCCUCCGCAAGUUAACGCCUAGAAUAAGUAAGUAAUCAGAGCUGGCUUGUUGUUACUUGGUUAAUGGUAUCUUAUAUAGUUAGAAUGCUUAUGUGUUUUUGGGAAGCUUUAUGUUGUAAGAUACGUAUGUGUCUAUGUCUAAUAUGGUUUUGGACUUUGGACUUUAGGGUUCUAGUUUCGUUAAGUCACCGACUGUGUUUUUAAUGUGUUAAAUCAUUACUAUUUCUUUUGUUAUGUAUAAAAAUGAUUAGCAGCUUGUGUUA
Molecule: messenger RNA, 2106 nt
Organism: Brassica rapa (field mustard)
Lineage: Eukaryota; Viridiplantae; Streptophyta; Magnoliopsida; Brassicales; Brassicaceae
Product: sulfoquinovosyl transferase SQD2
Biological process (GO): glycolipid biosynthetic process; sulfolipid biosynthetic process
Cellular component (GO): chloroplast envelope
Molecular function (GO): UDP-sulfoquinovose:DAG sulfoquinovosyltransferase activity
Source: RefSeq, a predicted model, not a curated record